CCAAACUAUGAAUAAUGCGUGCUUACAGGGCCCUGAUUUAGUCCUUAUAACUCAAACAGAUCAAUAAAACCCUAGCGAUAAAAACCCUUCCAGAUCUUGGCCGAGCUCGUCUGCUCCAUUAAACAGACGAAAAUGCCUUUCAAGAGGUAUGUGGAGAUCGGGAGGGUCGCUAUCCUCAACUACGGCAAGGACUAUGGAAAGCUUGUCGUCAUCGUAGACGUUAUUGAUCAGAAUAGGGCCCUCAUUGACGCCCCUGACAUGGUUCGAAGCCAGAUGAAUUUCAAGAGGCUUUCACUUACUGAUAUAAAAAUUGACAUAAAAAGGGUCCCGAAAAAGAAGACAUUGAUUGCCGCCUUUGAAGCUGCUGAUGUCAAGAAUAAAUGGGAGAAGAGCUCAUGGGGAAGGAAGUUGAUUGUGCAGGAGAGGAGAGCAGCUCUGAAUGAUUUUGACAGGUUUAAGCUCAUGCUGGCAAAAAUCAAGAAGGCUGGAAUUGUGAGACAGGAGCUCUCAAAACUUAAGAAGGAAAGCACAGCCUAAGAGUCAUUUUAGCUAUCGAUAGCUGUUUCUUUAGAUCAUAAUUCUCUUGUACCAAAAAAGACUAAAUUUUUCUUCCAUCUUUCAUGAAAUUUUGUUUUGGACAAUGCUGUGAAUUGUGAGAAAUCAUAUAAUUAUAUAAAGGUUUUGAAUCUUUGAUGUACCACAAUUUUGGUAAAGCAACUGUGUUUAUUAGUUAAAAAUAUUACGUGCGUUCCAGCG
Molecule: messenger RNA, 756 nt
Organism: Cuscuta epithymum
Lineage: Eukaryota; Viridiplantae; Streptophyta; Magnoliopsida; Solanales; Convolvulaceae
Source: the annotation of a GenBank genome assembly